Messenger RNA from Actinia tenebrosa (Australian red waratah sea anemone), 7637 nucleotides. Its product is annotated as NFX1-type zinc finger-containing protein 1. Gene Ontology annotation, biological process: regulatory ncRNA-mediated heterochromatin formation. Lineage: Eukaryota; Metazoa; Cnidaria; Anthozoa; Actiniaria; Actiniidae. Gene Ontology annotation, cellular component: nuclear RNA-directed RNA polymerase complex. The record is from RefSeq and is a predicted model, not a curated record. Gene Ontology annotation, molecular function: helicase activity.
GUGUUCGCAUCCAGACAAUCUUGGGUUGAAGAUGAGUUUUUCUGACCGACACGGAAAUCUAACGUUUAGCUUUAAGUAUGGAGCUCCAGGCGAUCMAGGCGAUCCUUAGGGAAUCCAAAGUUUGCCGUAACCCUUUUCAUGUAGWUCCUCUCGCUAAAAAACUCAAACCACUCUUUGAAAAUGUAAAAUUUAAACUUGCUUUUUCUGUCAAAGAAGAAUAUCAAAAUCGGCCACUUAAACUCGAAAAAUCUUCUCCAGAAUCAAAACUAAGGCUUCAAUAUCUAAAGGAAUUUUCAGCUCAACCUAAUGCCAGUGAAAAAUCUAAAAAUKUCGACGUCUUCGCUAAAGAUUUCCAAACCUUCCUUGAUGGCAGAUCUACUUUACUGGUAGACAACAAUCUUGAAGAUGCAUAUAAGAUUAUCCAAGAUUCUGAGAGAAAUGAGGAGGAUGACUUCGUUCACAAAGCAAGAAUUGAGGGUGUAGUUCUCAGGACAUCUCCCAGCUACGUGUCUUUAAUCACUUUGGAUGGAUCAGAGGAAUUAUUGGUCAAAGUUAAUCGAGAGUUUGUAGGUUUUGGAAUUAAAGUCAGAGCUGGUGAUGUUAUAAGUGUUGUCAACCCCAAAUUGACUCGAAACAAGGRGAAUGAUUUGGAUCCAGAAUUGAAAUGCUGCUACAAAGUAUACCCACAUGAAGUGAACGAUUWCCUAGAUAAACUCAAAGCAAAAAAUGAUGCAUGUACAUUGCUUGAAGGUGUUUUAAGAUCAGUGGCUGUUUGGGAGUAUGUCUUGAAUGUAUCUGUUAAAGAAGAAGAAGAACAGGGUGAAAUGUGUAAGAAAAUAUUGGAAGUGUGUCAAAAAGUCNUGGCUGUUUGGGAGUAUGUCUUGAAUGUAUCUGUUAAAGAAGAAGAAGAACAGGGUGAAAUGUGUAAGAAAAUAUUGGAAGUGUGUCAAAAAGUCAGUGAUAUCAGCUACAAAUCUCCAAUGGCAGGAACAAUCAGGAACAUUUGGACCAGUUUUAAGGGAAGCAAGUUCUUUAUUGAUGUAUUACCUAAACUAGUGAAAGAUGAGACUUGGCAACGAGAAAAUGUGCAACUGGUUAAAAACUUCCUUGAGAAUCUACUGAAACAUCUUCCAGAAUGUGGAGUUAGAGCAAUUGAAAUUGUAAAAAAGUUGAACAUCGAAAGUACUGGCCAUGGGAUGGAGUUUAUGGAAACAUUGUUAUCAAUCCUUGCAUUGAAUGUCAUUGGGGUCAAGGAUAAUCCAAGUCAUCUCAAAUGGAAUCAACAGUCCAUCAUUCCUGUUUCCAGUGAACUACUCACCACAGACACUCAAUGGAAAGACCUUCCACGUGUCAAAGUUAAAGCUGAUGACAAGAAAGAAUCAUCGACAGAGUACAGUUACAAKUCUGAAGAAGAGUACAUCAUGACCUACUAUACUCUGAUGAGAGAAGAAUGCUUCCACAAGUUAAAGUUUGGUAUCGGUCAUUUCUUGGCGACUGGAAAGMUUGAUCCUAAAGAUAUCAUGAUGUACAGGGUAUGUCUUCUUAAAGCUCUUCCCAACAUCAAGCAAUCAAUACAAGAAGGAUUAGCUCUUGUAUUUGAAUUAUCCAAAAAUGAGAAAACUGAUGAAUCUAAUGAUCCAGAUAACAGCAGCUGGUUAAUGUUUGGUAAUCUUCUGUGUUUGUCAUUCGAUGGAACUUUCCAGUGUCCUGUGUGGGGAAUCAUUAGUGGAGACUCAGAGGAACGGAACCAGGUUCAGGUCAGYCUGUGCUCAGAAAGAAACAAGUUGAGUGAAGCUGAAGUUAUUACUAAGCUACAACAGCUGCAGGAUAAAGCUUACAUGGCUGAGAGCAAUACUUACUAUCGUGCUUAUGGUCCACCCUUGGAAGUACUUCAACAGAAAGAAACUGUGCCAUUUAAAGAGCAGCUUGUUCAAGUACAGAGGUGUACUGAUCCACCAGAGUAUCUCAAGAAUCUAAAGAAGCCUCCUGAUUGGAGCAUCAUUUUCACAGACCCAGGGUGUAUUGAACCCCAUGAUGGUGAUGAUUACAGCUAUGAGUUACUCAUGAAGGAAUUUACAAAGCUGAGAGAAAAUAAAGAUCAGAGUAAACCAAAAUUAGAUGAAAAGCAGUUAGAUGCAGUAGAACAAGCUCUGCGCAAUAAAGUGACUCUUAUCCAGGGACCGCCAGGCACUGGUAAAUCUUAUGUUGGUGAAGCACUUCUUCAACUGCUGCUGUCCAUGGAGGUACCAAAGACUAAUGGUCCUAUACUGGUCGUGACAUAUAAAAACCAUGCACUUGAUAACUUCCUGCAGACCUGUGCAGAAAAAAUCCCUGAUUUCCGAGACAAGCUUGUACGUGUUGGAAGAGGCAGUGAUGAUGCAUCAGAGGACCUAAAGCAGUGCAGAAUAAAUGAGAAACUAAAAGAUUUAUCUUGGGACGAGUACUUUCAGUCAUCAAAGAGACUCAAACUACAACUGGAAGCAAUGRAACCUGAUAUUGAGAAGUGUGUGAAGAGCUUGCGAUGUUCCAACAAGUUUACUGUGUCUGUUUUCAUUAAGGAAGCAGACAAUAACCACUUACUGCACCUCUGUACAAAACAUGACUACACUGAAAGAAUGCAACAAAUCCAGAAAGACAAAAAUUUCAGAGUCAAGCACUUUAAAGAGCUUUGCCAGAUGAUUAAAGAGCCUCUAAAAGAGUGGUUGCCAAAUCAGAAGAAAUUUGAAAUGUUUGCUGGCAAGGUCACAGAGAAAGGUCUUCAGAGCUGUGUAGAUGAUGAAGAUUAUGGAUUUCAGUAUAUUAAACAAGAAAGCACUGAAAAGCAAAAAGAAGAGGAACCUAAGGAUGAAAACUGUAAUACUCGUCAAUCCCUCCCUUCUGAAGAACGUAAAGAGCGACGAGCUGAUGAUAAUGAUGAGCUUAGUGAAGAAGAAGAAGGUGCUGAUAAUGAAACACACUUACCAGAGGAAACACCAUUGAUUGUGUUACCUGAAAUACCAGAUGAGAAACUAGGGAAUGUGAAGGCAAUCUUGAAUGCUGGUAAUAUUCAAAAGCUGAAAGAUGGUGAGAAAAUCCAAAUGGUAUAUGCUCUACAACGACAAAGAUACAAAACAGUUACUAAUGAAUUUUCGCAGCUAACUCAAGACUUUAAUCAGAAGCAGCAAAGAAAGAAAGAGGUUGAUGACCAACGUCAAAUCAAAAUCUUAAAGGAGCACAGUGUUAUUGGUAUGACAGUCAGCGGUGCAGCAAUUAGAGCAAGCUGGUUAGAGUCUAUCAAACCCUCAGUAAUAAUCGUUGAGGAGGCUGCAGAAAUCCUGGAAUCCCAGCUUGUUGCAGUGAUCCCAUCAUCUGUUCAACAUCUGGUCAUGAUUGGUGAUCAUCAGCAGCUACGCCCACAAGUGCACUAUGAUAUACUCUGCCGCAAGUGUGACUUUCAUAUUUCAAUGUUUGAGCGUCUUAUCAAAGGUGGUCUUGAUUACGCCCAGCUGAACCAGCAAGGAAGAAUGAGAGAUGACUUAGCACAACUGGUUAGAGAGCUGGGGAUUUAUGAGGAGUACAAGACCAGAGAUGAGGUUGUGAAAAGGAAUAAAGUCCAUGACUGCUUGCCUAAAUCAAUGUACUUCUAUGACCACAAAAGAGAAGAGAAGAAGCAAUCUGGAUCACAUAGUAUGUACAAUGAACAUGAAGCUGAUGAGAUUGUUAAAAUGGCCAAGUACCUGGUAUGUGAUAACAAUGUAGAACCAAGCAACAUCACUGUACUAUGCUCCUACCGUGGUCAGGUCAAGUGCCUAAAGAAUAAGUUAGAAAGGCAAGAUGCUUACAGGCUAACAGAUUUAACAGUAACURCCAUCGACUCAUUCCAGGGGAAAGAAAACGAUAUCAUCUUGUUAUCAUUGGUUCGCAGUCAAAAAGGAGCAAAUGCCAAAAUUGGAUACCUCAGUUCCAUCAACAGAAUAUGUGUAGCAGUGUCCAGAGCUCGUACAGGACUCUAUCUGUUUGGCAAUUCUCAUCUUCUGAAAAAGAAAUCAUCAAGAGGAUGGGGGAAAAUUAUCAGUCAUAUGUCUGAGAAGGGCCUUAUUGGAAGUAAAUCAACAAUUGAAUUCUUGACAGGGCGUGCAGUUGCAGCUGAUGGCCCCUCCUCCCCAGGCCCUGGUGAAACUCAGCCAAGAAAGCAGUCUGAUAUAUAUAUUGAUAGAGUAGGUGUGCUCUGCAUUGGUGAUCAAACCUACGUUGGAUGUUGCCCUGAUGGGGUGUCAGACAACCAUCAAGUUCAUAGAAGGCCACAGCAACAGAGCACUCCUUCAAGGCCACCACAAGAUGAUCAGCACAGCCCAGCAGAGAGGCAACCGGUGGAAGAAACAAGCAAACUUAACACAUCAUCAGCCACUGCAGGUGGAAAUCAGCAUCAUUCACCAUCUGAGAAUCAGCACAGCCCAGAGAGGCAACCAGUGGAAGAAACAAGCAAACAUAACUCAUCAUCAGUCAAUGCAGGUGGAAAUCAGCAUCAUUCACCAUCUGCUGAGAAAAGUGAAGCCCAAGAAUCGUCAUGGGUUGGAGACUCGCAACCCUCUUCUGUAGAAACAGAUGUUAGACCUUAUUUGCCCACUGCAGAGGACCGUGAGGGUCAAGAAAUGUCAUUGUCUGGGGGUCCACAACCCUCUGCUGUAGAAGCAGAUGGUAGACCUCUUCAAGAAACAGGAGAUAUCGAGAAACGCAGGCCAAUACAAGACACACACCUUGCUAAAGGCCAAGAAGAGGAAGGGAAAGAAGAGGAUGACAAAGUCCAAGCGGUAGAGGAAACAAGUGAUAAGAAGGGAGAGCUUGUAGUUGGGACUCAAAGUGACAUGCCCUUUCUGUCAGGCGAUGACAAGGCCAGUUGUGAAGAUGCAAGUGCAGGCAGCCCUCAACAAGACUCAAAUCUCCCAUCUUGUGAGAGUUCACUGGGUCAAAAGAGAGAACAAAAACUAUUUGAUGAAAAAGAAGCUUGCGUCUUGAACAAGAGCCUAAAAGAAGCACCAGCCUCAGCAGAUCUGAUAAAAAAGUUGCAAAAUCGACAGAAAAGCAACCCAGAAUGCUUAGGGGAUAUCAACCUAGACAAUCCAGAAUUGACAAUUGGGGAAAUCAGGGAGAAAGUGAGUCCUGAUGUGCAGGAAAUACUUGAUCAAUAUGUGGAGGACCACGGAUGUAACUGUGAUGAGUGUGGCAGCCUGAGAUAGAAUUGUACAAAAGGUAGAAGUUCACAUAAUGGAGUCAUCAUUAGUGUUGUUCCAGAAAAUAUCCAUUAACCCCCAACACGGAGGAAAUUUGUAAAAGGACUCGCAUACCCCCAGGAACUUCCAAUCUUCUUCCAUACAAACUGUCUGUAAUUUUGUUAUUUCUCUGACCCCCCUCCCCUCCAGAAUUUCCAAUUCCCUCCAUGGGUGGGGAUGGAUAUUUUCUGGAACUACAUGAUAUGAUUUUUAAUACUGUAUUAUGAUAUUAAAUAGGAGAUUAUAAAUUUUAGUGGGAAAGGUAUUAUUAUGUUACUGACUUAAUUUUAGAUUGCCGCCCAGUUGAUUGAUCACUGGCCUGUUUUUCAGGAGGUCAUGGUUUCAAGCCAGACCCAUGUAAAUAAAAUGAAAAAUAUCUAAGUAAAAAUUUGCUGCUUUCGCUCAAAAAAAUAUUGAUAUUGUAGAUGAUAUAAUUAGAACUUUACUGUGACUUGGAUGACCACACAGAACAGCUAUCCUGUCUCAUUUAGUGAGACAUUAAAUGUAGAGGGCCACAAUUUUUGCAGUGCUUAAUUGAGACUGUCAAGUACCACCCUCUCUAAAAAAAUUGGCUGAGAAUUGUUUGUGCCUGGUAAUAAUAAAUAAUGUAUUCAAUGUUUGUUUUGUUGACCAGAAGUUCUUGAGUCUUAUUCACACCCAGAGGACUCAAAAAAAAUUGUGAGAAAUGUUAGCAGGAUGAAACAUAAAUUGACAUCCUCGCUAUGUAUUAGAAUUGGAAAUCACAUGAUCUCAAGUACAAUUUGGAAUUUAUAGGUACAAGUGAUCAAGUUUUCAAAAUUGGACGAGCCUCUAGGCGAGUUCAAAUUGAGAACUUUCGAAACAUCAUGAGUAUCUAUAAAUUCUGGAAUGUACGAGAAUAUUGUGUGAUUUCUCGUUUAUAAUAAUAAUCGAGCAAUGUAAUUGGGACUUUACAGAGUACAAUUUGGGAUUUAAUUGUACUCCUCUUGUCCAACAACAAUAGGGUAAUUUUGUAGAUUGUAUUAUUAAUAAUAAUUAUUAUUAGUGCAAACACUAGUCAGAGUGAAGUCAUUUUGUAAAAGGGAAUUUGUAAAAGGACCCCCCUAUUCCAGGAACUUCCAAUUUUUUUCCAUACAAACUGUGCAAUUUCAUUCUUACUCUGACCAUUAAACCCGUGAAAUAGAUAUUAGACUAAUACACAUUUAGUAGAGCCUAAUUCCAUUGUUUACUUUUGUGUCUAUUACUAUCAAUUAACGUUGACUAGUAUUUUAUUAAAGGUUGAUGAAACAAAUCUAACAAAUGAAGUUAAACCCAUCCUACAAAUAUCUAUUUGAUAGUUUUUUAAUUUCAGGGGUUAAAAUGCCUUCACUCUAUAUCUAAAUAAAAAUAAAUGAAAUGAAUUGACUUUAUUUAACGAGGGUGACAUACAUUACUGGUAACCCAGUAGUUUCCGUUAUGGCCUUCCUACAAUUAAUAAACUGAAAUGAAAUGAUCAAAGAAACAUAAAUUGUGUUAAGAAUCCCAACUGGCAAGGAGGCAGACCAGUUGGCUAUUUACAAGCAUGGUCGAGAAACUGAAUCUGAACUAAUCAGGGAUCAGGACAAAUACAGUCUCAGCUAGUGGCCACAGUGGGACUCAAACCCGGCACCACCGGAUUGCGAGAUUGAUGCUAUGACCACUCGACCAUUCUGCCUCCAUAUGAAUUAUCUGUGAAACAAUUACUAUUUAGUGUGUAACAGUAGACUUAUAGUUGUCACCUAAAUAAGAAUUAACUCAGGCAUAAACYGAACAAAAAUGCAUAGAGGUAUUUGCUUUUGUUUCCAAUUUUCUGCUCCAGUAAAAUCUACUAUUUUGCACAAUAGCUGCACUUAGAUAUUAUAUCUUUGGUAUUAUAACUUGCUAUAACAAUAACAUUGCAUCUGAUGCUUUUGUAAAUUAUCCAAUUACAACUCAGAAUUACAGUAUUCUAUUAGAUAAGAUGGCUACAGUACAGUUAUCUGAUAGUUGUACAUUUAUUAUGGGUUUAUUAGUAGCGAACAAUGAAUGCCUCUAUGGCUCUAAAAAACAGGAAAUAAUUGGAUUAAAUUAUUUUAUUUUUUAGCAAAUUCAAAAUUCCAGAUCUUCAAUUUUUUAGAACAUUUAAAUCUUGAAGAGUUUCAGAACAAGAGAAGUUAUAAGAUGUUCAUAGUGCAUUCUUACACAUCGACAUGAAAAAUUUGAAUGAAUUAAUAAUAAUGAACAAUUUUGUCAUGAUUUCCACUAGCAUAGCAGUUAUUCAUUUAAAGUGAAAACUCUCUAUAUUGUUUUAAUGGCAAACACAUUUUUUUAAAUGCCUGUAGUGAAUAGUAAUGUAGUUGUUCCUACUGAGAUAGGAAUGAAAAAUAUGAAUGAAUAAAUGAAUAAAAUGGU